Messenger RNA from Magallana angulata, 4992 nucleotides. Its product is annotated as atrial natriuretic peptide receptor 2-like. Gene Ontology annotation, molecular function: peptide receptor activity; ATP binding; protein kinase activity. Gene Ontology annotation, biological process: intracellular signal transduction; receptor guanylyl cyclase signaling pathway; cGMP biosynthetic process. NCBI's taxonomy places the organism in Eukaryota, Metazoa, Mollusca, Bivalvia, Ostreida, Ostreidae. The transcript is spliced from 25 exons. The coding region runs from base 232 to 4785 and encodes 1517 amino acids. The record is from RefSeq and is a predicted model, not a curated record. Gene Ontology annotation, cellular component: membrane.
CCUUUUAGAAGAGAUAUUUUGGUCGCUUUUUUCUGUGGCAUUUUGUGAAAUUUUACAAAACAUUGUACUUAAUUCAUUGUUUAAUUAUUAAGUCAAGUUCUUGUGAAUUGAAUACAUUAUGUAAGAUCAGUGGAUUUUGUGAAAUGGAUAACAACGAUUACGUAUUGUUGUAGAAAGUUAUUUUCUCUCUUUCUGUCUGAAGAUGACAUAGUCAACAUUUGAAAGUGAACCAUGAUGAUUUUACAAUGGCGUUUACCUCUGCUGAUGUGGUCAUUCUUUCUGAUAUAUGGAAUGUGUUUUAUUUCUGUAUUUUCUACCAAAAACGAGUUUCGAAUAGCAUGGAUGGCUCCGAAAAAAGAAUAUUAUGGCUUUAGUGCCUACUCUAGUGUUGGGGCAUUAAAAAUGGCCCUUUCUGCUAUACGUAUGAAUAAUGAUCCAGACCUACUCCAGCCUCUCCACAACUCAACCAUAAAAGUCCGAUGGUACGAUACAGACUGCAACGCAAAGAGUGCAUUAGCCGCUGCCGUGGACGCUAAAUCCAAGUUUGAUCCGCACCUCUUUCUCGGUCCGCCAUGUUCAGUCGGGAUGAAAGGAGUUGCUCUUCUGGCGUCGCAUUGGAACACUCCGGUGUUUGGAUGGGUGUCUCAAGAUUUAGCUUUUCAGGACAAGACAAUGUACUCAACUUUAGUGCGGUUUUUAGGACCUUUGAAUCGAUUUCCCAAUGUGAUGUUCCAUUUGCAGUCUCUUUUUAAAUGGUCGCAGUUUUCUGUUGUUCAUGACAUUAGAGAUCCCUACAGGGCAGUGUCAGAAGCUUUAUAUGAAUAUAAAACUUACGGAAACAAAGAUAUGGAUUGGUACAACAUUGUCAACACUUUCAAAGUGUCCAACGACAUGGACGAUAAACAAAUAGAGGAAAUCUUCCGUCAAAUUCAAAAGUACUCGCGAAUUGUUGUUAUGGCUCUACCUUGGUUGGAUAUGCGGAGAUAUAUGCUGGUAGCCCAUAGACUUGGAAUGAGCAAUGGAGAAUACGCUUUUAUCUGUAUCCAUGGAGAUCUUUACACAUACGACAGAAUGAAGACAGAUGUGUUUUCCGAUUUGGUAUGGAGAAAAAAUGAUUCAUACGAUAGUAUAGCGAAGGAUGCAUUCGAACCAGUUUUUCAUGUCAUGAUGAAACCCUUAGAAAAAAAACAUUGGGUUUUAUUCAAAGAAUAUGCAGGAAAAUUUAGUUCAAAGAAAGAUCCAAACUGGAAUUUACCAGAACCGCCAGGAAACUACACAACACCGGAUGCUUAUGCACCGUACCUCUAUGAUGCUACACUGGUUUGGGCAAUUCUUGCAGAUAAGAUAUUGAAAGAAAAUAAAAAUCCCCAUGACGGAGAGUACAUGUUCUUGAAAGCUACAAAACUUACAGCCGAAGAGGAUGUUGAUGGAUUAACAGGAAAAGUGAGCUUGGAUAACUUUGCAGACAGAAAUCUAAACUUUCAAGUCUUAGACAUGACUGAAAACGGCACAUUUGAGAGAAUUCUAACCAUCAGAUAUCAAAAUAAACUGAUGGAAGUCCAAUUUGAAAACAAUAAAACUGAGGAAACUCUCAGUCGCUGGCCAAACGGUAAAGUGGGCAUCAAAUACGCUCCUCCAGACGAACCAAUCUGUGGCUUCGAUGGAAAGAAGUGCCCAGAACAAAACGAACAGCCAGACAGGACAUUUAUCUACGUCUUCUCUGCUGGUGGAGUUGUGUUUGUCGUUGUUGUGGCUACCAUUCUAUAUUGCAUCCUAAAGCGAUACAGAAGGAUUAAAACAUUAAAAAGUAUGAUCUGGCAAGUUCGGUUUGAAGAGAUUGACUUUGUCACUGCGUUGCUGACCGGAAGUGUAAGGUCAAGUUUUAAAAACCUUGCCAGAAGAAAAGGAAGCGGCAAUAAAAGAAAAUCUCGUCCAAGUAGAACGGAGAGCCCACUACGGAACGCCAUUCAGACCUCGCCUGAUCACUCCCCGGCAUUCCUCAGUAAACCGGAACAGGGGGCCAUAUUCGGCUCUGUGGCUCACAUAAGAGGAAGCCUUGUGUCGGUAAAGCGCCUCACGAGGAGCAAUAUCAACUCGACCAACAUGCCAAAGCAAGUGUUGGAGGAACUUAACAGACUCAUGGAGAUGAAGCACCAAAAUUGUUGUGCUUUCGUUGGAGCAUGUAUAGACCCCGGUCGAAUCCUUCUACUGUGGGAAUACUGUCACAAAGGGAGUUUACAGGAUGUAAUUUGGAAUCAAAACAUCAAACUAGAUAGAAUGUUCAUGUUCGCGCUGUCUCAGGAUAUAGCAAAGGGGUUAGAUUUUGUUCACAAGAGCUCAAUUCAUUACCAUGGAAACUUGAAGAGUUCUAACUGCGUGGUGGACAGCCGAUGGACGUGCAAGUUGGCGGACUUUGGGGUUCCAAGCCUACGUCAUUCUGACAAGUGUCAUAAAGAGGAUGAGAACCCAGACAAACUGCAAUGGACUGCGCCUGAACUGCUUCGAUUGGAGAAGUCGAUUGACAAACAAAAGGUCGAUAUCUUUUCUCUGGGGAUCAUUCUUAAAGAGAUCUUCACUCGAUCAGGUCCUUACACAGAAUACCCUUUCCUAAGAAUACACGAAUUAAUAGACAAGGUUCGAUACCCGGUGUGUGGAGCCCCAACAUUCCGUCCAAAGCUCUCUUUGGAGGUCCAGCAAACACCAGAGUUACACGCCUUGAUUGAUGAAUGCUGGAAUGAAAGUGUGUUCGUUAGACCUUCUGCCGGGAGAAUACUGAAAACUCUGGCUAGAAUUAAUCCUUCAAAAAUGACUAUGAUCGACAAUAUGAUUGCCAUUUUGGAAAAGCAUGCCAAUCAUCUCGAGGAGUUGGUGGCGGAGAGGACCAGUGAGCUAGACGCCGAGAAGAAAAAGACCGAGAACCUGCUGUACAGGAUGCUUCCACAGUCUGUUGCGGAUGAUUUAAAGAAAGGAAAGCCUAUUGAAGCAGAACAUUUUGACGAAACAACGAUUUAUUUCUCCGAUAUUGUCGGAUUUACAACGAUAUGUGCUGGAAGUACACCAAUACAGGUGGUCAACUUGCUCAACAGUUUGUAUACGCUCUUCGAUGAUAUCAUCACAAGAUACGAUGUUUACAAGGUUGAAACAAUAGGGGAUGCAUACAUGUUGGUAAGUGGUUUGCCAAAACGGAACGGAAACCGACACUCCAAAGAGAUAGCAGAUUGCGCAAUGGAUAUCAUGGCCUCGAUAGGCACUUUCUGUAUCCCACAUCAGCCAAACGCAAAAGUGAAAAUAAGAAUAGGAAUCCACUCUGGUCCGGCUGUCGCAGGAGUUGUCGGCCUUGCUAUGCCACGAUAUUGUCUCUUUGGUGAUACUGUAAACACUGCCUCUCGCAUGGAGUCAACUGGUUUACCUCUUAAGAUCCACCUAAGUUCCAUGACAAGAGACCAGCUGGAAACGUUUGGUUGUUAUCACAUAUUGUACAGAGGAGAAACAAACGUCAAAGGCAAAGGAAUCAUGAAAACAUAUUUUUUGAAUGGCAGGGAUGGUUUUACAAAAGAAUUGCCAAGCAUUUCUGAAGAGGGGAUGUGUUUAAAAUUUUCACCAUCUGCUACAAGUGAUCUACACUAUAUGGGGGUAGCUACCUCACCCGGGACACCCAAAACAAGCGUAACUGCAAUUGGCGAAGGACUAAUUAUAGAGGGAAAGGAAAUGCCGUCUGUGAAUGAUACACUCCAAGGAUUUUCUGGAGAAGACAGUAAGAAAAAGUUUGCUUCUGAUGUCAUGUCUCUGAAUUUAGGUGACGUCUUACCAGACUCUGUUAUAAAAACUGUAGAAAGAUUCCGAAAAACAGGAUUGAACUGUUUUCCGCAGGAUACAAAUGAAAAAGGAAUAUCUCGAAGGCAUAGUUACAAUGAUGCACCAAAGAAAAAUUGUUUCAUCCCUCCGUCGCAUGAUGCUGUGCCAAUUUAUGAACAUGAGUCUGAUGAUAUUAGAAAGAAACUGAGCACAGGUAGUCAGGCGACAGAUUCCGGGAUAGGAAGCUUCCGGCGAACGGGUAGCAGCAGCAGCUCUUUGAAUGACGUCAUAACCUCGUCAUCAAAGAACAAAACUUGCUUGGAUGAAAUCAAUGUCAAUUGUUUAAUGAACAGAAACGUGAAAUCUUCCCCAGACAUGAUGAAUUCGACCCCAAGAGAAAAUGGUAAAGUCCACAAGCGGAAGUUCAGCACAGGGGAUGUUAUAGAUAGCAUUCAGAGUUACAGGAAUGGAUAUAGUGCCGGAAAGCUCAAAAUACGCAAACUAAGUGCUGAGAGUUUCUUUGAAGGAUAUAGCAUAAGUAAGAAAACUCCAAAGCAGGAAGAAACUCACGGAAGGAAAUACAGCAUAGAAAGUUUCAUCCGGGGGUUACUGGGGAACAAAACAAAAAUGAAUAAAUCACAAUCAACGGUGAAAGAACCUUGCAUGAUAAAGAACAUAGAAAAACACACCAAAGAAUCGCGUCCUGUGAACAGUUGCUCUUUAACAGAAAACUGUCAUGAAAACCUGGCUUUCCAGGGCGACCAAAACGAAUUACAUAAACACGACGAAGCAACAGUGCAGGAAAUUGUGAACGAACUACACGAAAUGGCAACUGAUCCAAACAAUCUGGCGCCUGGUGUCUUACCGGUGGAUAAAUUGCCAAUAUCCCUUAGACACAUCUUUCCUCGGCACAGAGUUCUAGCCAAGUCGGACUCUGGAUACGAUACAACUGAGAACUUGAGCAUCGCGAGCGCAACAACUUUUCUGUGAUAAGUCAGCAUUUUAACAAUAUUGCCGACGCUUUUUUGUCUCGUCAUAUAUAUACAUGCAUGAACGAUCAUAAAUUUUGUUUGUUUUGUACUUAAUUGUGCCAAAAUAUCAAAUUAAAUCUUACAAAAAUACACUGUGCAACUUUCAGGGUCAUAUAAAACGAUAUCCUGAGUACUUUGAGUUAUAUACGGGAAUCAGUUCAUGGCA